Molecule: messenger RNA, 1178 nt
Organism: Erigeron canadensis
Lineage: Eukaryota; Viridiplantae; Streptophyta; Magnoliopsida; Asterales; Asteraceae
Product: iron-sulfur cluster co-chaperone protein HscB homolog
Exons: 6
Coding region: 118-945 (275 amino acids)
Biological process (GO): [2Fe-2S] cluster assembly; protein complex oligomerization
Molecular function (GO): ATPase activator activity; protein-folding chaperone binding
Source: RefSeq, a predicted model, not a curated record
CCCAAUUCUUGAAGCUGCCUAGACAAGCAGAAAACUUGAUAUCAAAAACACUACAAACAUCACAUGGGUUUAGCAUCAACAACAGGGUUUUAGAACUAGAUCAGUUUCUCUCCAAAAAUGUGGAGAAACCAACAACUUAUUAUUAAGAUUAAAACAAGAACAUCCUUAUUAUCAACAAAAACCCUAAACCCUAAAUUUAUAUCCCUCCAAGAACCCAUCACCCAGUUUCAAAACCCACCAAAUUUCUCAACUUCAUCUUUCUUCAUUCCCAAACAACCAAUAUGGGUUUCACAAAACCACCCGCAAAAUCAUCUUAUUAUACGGAAUCCCAAAAUUCUUGGAAACAGUUUCUUCAGUUCUUCUAGUGAAUCCAGUUUCAGUAGUUGUUGGAAUUGUAAGCGUGACAGGGCUUUUCUGUUUUGUGAAUCUUGCGGGAGUAUUCAGCCUGUUGACCAUUCUGUUGAUUAUUUCACCAUUUUUGGUUUAGAGAGGAAGUUUAAUAUUGAUGAUAGAACUUUGGAAGGAACAUACAAAAAUUGGCAGAAAAAGCUUCAUCCUGAUUUGGUUCACACCAAAUCUAAGGAGGAUAGAGAGUAUGCCGCUGAACAGUCUGCUAGGGUUAUUGAUGCGUAUACUACACUCCGUAAACCAUUGUUAAGAGCGAUUUAUAUUAUGAGGCUUGAAGGGAUUGAAGUAGAUGAAGAACAAACUGUCUCGGAACCGGAAUUGUUGGGCGAGAUCAUGGAAAUUAGGGAAGCAGUGGAAGAAGCCCCCGACAACCGAGCACUGAUUCAGAUUCAAUCCCAGAUGGAAGAAAAACUUGGACAUUGGUCUGAAUUGUUUGCAAAUGCUUUUGAAAGUAAAAAAUAUGAUGAAGCUCUCAAAUCAAUUCAAAGAAUGACCUACUAUCAUCGUGUGAAUGAAGAGAUUGUUAAGAAGCUCUAGUCCAGCUAUUCUUUUGAGCUGUUUCAUGACAUAUAGAUAAUUUAAAGGAUUACAGGUGGUGUUGUUUGGCAUUUGAUGUAUGAGAAUAGGCAAAGCUCCAAACAGUUCUGGUAUAGCCCUUAACAAGAAACAUGAAUUCAUUUGAUUUGUUAAAGCCCACGUUGUAGGGAAAUAGCAAGAAUUUUAUACCCUGUGUGCCGAAAUCUAAUAAAGAUGUUGGAUGCAUGCUUAUA